Formica exsecta is the source of this 2174-nucleotide messenger RNA. RefSeq names its product probable ATP-dependent RNA helicase DDX28. The transcript is spliced from 8 exons. Gene Ontology annotation, cellular component: mitochondrion. The record is from RefSeq and is a predicted model, not a curated record. NCBI's taxonomy places the organism in Eukaryota, Metazoa, Arthropoda, Insecta, Hymenoptera, Formicidae. Gene Ontology annotation, molecular function: nucleic acid binding; ATP binding; RNA helicase activity. Gene Ontology annotation, biological process: mitochondrial large ribosomal subunit assembly. Bases 87 to 1700 code for a protein of 537 amino acids.
AAUUCAAGAUGGCAGCGACUUGGUAACAUCACAUGUUUUCUAUGUGCAAAUGCGGCUUUAUUUACAAUUAUUUGUAGUUAGUAAUUAUGACAAUGUUCUCCCGAUUUUGUAAUUUGUGUCACAAAACCGCGAAUGCCCAGUUUGUACAAUUCCAAAGAUGUUAUAAAAAAGGUAUCAAAAGGAAGGGUAAUGUCAGUCGCAUUGAGAGACCAAAUGAUACAGAAGGGAAAACACCAAUAGUUGUUUGCAAACGGAAGGAGUUUAACUUUUACGAAGGACAAAAAUAUUCUAAAUUGGAAACUAUACCACUGGCUAGUAAAGGAUGGCAGCAUUAUAAAUCUAAAGGAGAUUUUUUCUUCGUAUAUCCUCUUACAAAUGUGGAAGAAGAGGCGUAUAAUAAUGAAGAAGAAGAAGAAGUAUGCGAUACCUUUGCACAAUUUGGUUUAAAUCCACAAAUAAUAAAUAUCUUAGAAAAAUACAGUAUAUCAAAGCCUUUGAAGAUACAAACAAUUGGAAUACCUCAGAUAAUGAAUGGUGCUAAUACUAUCAUAGCAGCUGAGACUGGUUGUGGAAAAACAUUAACUUAUCUUCUACCCAUGAUAGAUAAAGUUUUAAGAUGGAAACAGUUAGCAGGGAACCAAUAUAACUCCCCAUUGGGAUUGAUUAUCACACCUACUCGAGAAUUGGCAUUUCAAAUUGGACUAGAAACAAAGAAAAUAUGUCAACAUCUUGGUAUUUAUGUAAAAACUAUUACUGGUGGAAAGACAAACAAGAUGUUGUUAGAUCCACCUGUAGAGAAAGUUGACAUUAUUAUAGCUAGUUUUGGAGUCAUCAGUAAGUUAACCACAAAUAAAAUUUAUAAAUUGGACAUGGUCAAAUCUAUUGUAUUAGAUGAAGCAGAUGCUUUAUUUCAUGAAACAUUUGAAGAAAAGCUACAAGUAUUCCUGAAAAAAAUACCGCUCGGCUUUAUGCAAAAUGUAGAUGAGGAUACCAAACUACCGAAAGGCGCCCAAUUCGCAUUAGUAUCUGCAACAAUGCCUUCAAGAAUGUCAGAAGUUCUAAAAAACAUCAUAGAUGUUGAAUCAUUGGUAAAUAUAACUUCGAAUAAGCUACAUCACAUUCUCGUACCACAAAAAUUUAUGAGAGUAGGAUCGGAUGACAAACCGACAGAACUUUUAAAAUAUAUCAAGCCGAAAAUGGCCAAUAGAGAGCAGGUAAUCAUAUUCAAUAACACCAAUAGCACUUGCAACUGGGUCAAUAUGUUCCUAAACGAAAGCAAAAUAGAAACGGUUCGCUUAAACGGUGACAUGCCAUUAUACGAGAGGCAAAACAAAUACGCCAGCUUUAAGGGCGGUAGAUGCUUCGUGUUGUGCACUACAAACGCGGGAUCCAGGGGAAUGGAUACAGUGGCGAUACGCCAUGUGUUGAAUUAUGAUUUCCCAAACGCAACCGCCGAUUACAUUCACAGAUGUGGUAGAACUGGAAGAGUCGGUGGCGUUAAGGACUGUAGAGUAACGAAUUUUAUAAGCACUCCGUCGGAAAUUAGUGUGGUACAAAAGAUAGAGAGAGCAGUUCGAAAGAUGAAACCAAUACCAAUAUUCGAUAUUCACGAAAAGAAGGAAGAUGGCAUUUUGGAUUUACUUGAGUAUAAGAAUAUUGAUGAAGAAAAUCAGCAACAAGAAUUUAGCAUACCGUACUGAUGCAACAUCAUUUCUCUCAAUGCGUCUUUGUCUUCUCAUCGUAUAUAUUCUUCAUUUUUUACUGACGGAGCUGUUGUGUAAUCAGUCGAGACGGCGCUCCCGAACACGCUUCUGUUAUGUUUUCAUGAUUUAAUACACGUCGUUAACACGCUCCUGAAAGAAUAUAUACUAAAGCCAGUCACACCUUUAGUAUACACCGUCAUUAAAGUUAGAUAUAGCGAACGGCGUGUAAGCCGUCUUUGUCAUCGCCGAGAAACGGUAUAAAGCCGGGGUAGUGCCGAUAGUGACGACCGCGAUGAUAAUGGAUUAAUUAGCGUGGGUAGCCGCAUGACAUGUAGGACAGGAGCGGGAUGGGGAUCAGGCGAUAUAACGUCCUCCAUGCGGGAGAUCUCGUCUCUGAUCUUAACCAGACGUGGUUCACGCCACACGCGCGGCUUCUGACAGGCGUCGUACACGGUACUUUGAUCCCCCAAU